Topomyia yanbarensis is the source of this 2098-nucleotide messenger RNA. Its product is annotated as glycerophosphodiester phosphodiesterase 1. Bases 393 to 1349 code for a protein of 318 amino acids. Gene Ontology annotation, molecular function: phosphoric diester hydrolase activity. Gene Ontology annotation, biological process: lipid metabolic process. The record is from RefSeq and is a predicted model, not a curated record. The transcript has 7 exons. NCBI's taxonomy places the organism in Eukaryota, Metazoa, Arthropoda, Insecta, Diptera, Culicidae.
AGAAAAGCGACAAGAUUUUCAUGCGAGGUGCGAAGGCGUUAUUAAAAUUAAUUCUUAAAUCUAGUUAAACUAAACUUAAAUGCUAAAUUCUUAUACUAAGUGGCUUAUAACUAUACUUAAGGCUAGUUAAAGCCUAACCUAAAACUAAGCGAGUGUAAGAACGGGAAAGCGUGUUCCAGAACAAAGCUCGGAGGAGGUUGAAAAUAGAAAAAGGAUUAGGAGGUUAAAAUAGUAAAAGGAUUACGGAGGAAGCAGGAUUACAAAGGAGUAGGGGUACUAAACGAAGUUUUAAUCGCGUCCAAUAUACGGAUUUAACACUCGGAAACUCCCCUUAUUCCUGAUUGACAUUCGUCAACAAUUUAAAACUUCGUUUAUCCACGUCCGGGAUAACGAUGUCGGAAGGCAGAACCAGUUCCGACGAAUCAAACCAAGGGGUUUGCAAGGUAUGCGAUGGAAGCGAUAACUCACGGAUGGUCCAGUGUGAUAAAUGCGACGACUGGUUCCAUUUCGACUGCGUGGGGGUAAGUCAAGCUGUAGAGAAUCAAGAUUGGCUCUGCUCGGACUGCUAUGGGAAGCAGCAUGCCAAGAACAAGAAAUCUACGAAACCAACUCCCCCAACGGUACCGCCCUGUUUAUCACAAAAGUGUUACAACAUUCUACUUGAUCUGAACAUCACAAGCGAUGGGCACUUGGUGGUACUCCACCGAACGACCUUAGAGAAAGCGAGCAUCAACGAACCCAUCCACAAACUGAAGCUAAGUGCGCUAGAUCAUCUCAACAUUUCCGAGCAUCAUCCUUUAGGGCAACAUUUUCAAUCUGAGACAGUCAUUACGUUCGAAAAAUUGCUGAAGUUGUUGGAAACGAACGAAUUAACAGUGUUCCUGCUAGCAUCACACACCAGUGCAAAGUUGACUGAGCUGCUGCGUGAUGCAAUUGCCAGGAACUCGAUUUUUACUAAGCGUAUCGUUUUUUGCUGCUCAUCUCCGGUAGCUAUCUAUCAGUUACGUCAGCAUUGCCCUGAUCUAGUUUGCGGAUUGUGGAUGGAUAAGUCGACUCUCUCGCGUACCCAACAGUAUUUAAGUGCUUCAACAAUUUUGAUGUCUAUUUACGGUGCCAUCUAUCGCAACAUUGUUGCACCAGUCAUCGGUAUUAGUCUAGUGUUUAUUCAUAAAGAAGAAUUUAACGCGCAAAUAUCAACUCUAUGGCACAACGUCGGUGUUCGCCCGAUAGUUUAUACAAUCAAUUCACCGAACGAAAAACGAUAUUUUCAGCAGGUAACGAAAACGCAGUAUUUGACUGACUCGCUGCGCUCUGAGCCGCAAGUUAUCUUCAGGAUCAAACGCAAAUGAACCCGUUUCUACAAGGAAUACUCUACAGUAGCAGUUCUAGUGAAUCGGUAUCUUCGUACUAUAGCGGUAGCAUUUAUUUAUUCGAAUGUUUCAAUUUGACAGCUUAAAGUGAGAUAAACCUAACCGUUUUCGGUUAGGAACGAUGCUUUUCCUCAAUUCAUUAUAGAUUAGGUCUUAGUUUAAUCUAACCGUGAAUAUGGCCAAGCUUAUAGUUAAUAAGUCUGAAUGAUUUGCUUCUUAUAGUCACUAUGUAGCAAAUUAGAAAUAUUGUGUUUCUUUUACAUUAACAAUGAUUUUGAAACUUGGACACGUAUUUAUUCUAAAGGUAAAAAUUGAGGUAUUUUAUUUUUAUUUACUUUCACUUUGUUCUGUGAGAGUGAGAUGUGUUCCCGUUUUAUACAUUCUGUGAGAGUGAGAUAUAUCCUUUUUAUACAUCACCGUCUUCUAUUUGUACAUAUUAUGUUUUGAUUUUCGUGAAAUAUUUAUUUUUGAUUUUAUUCGCAGAAAAAAAUUAAUUUUUAUUUUCUAAAAUCCUGCAAAUCUAUUCUUCAUAAUACUACUAUUAUAGUGAAGUAAGGCGAAACUAGUUAGAGUCGUUUGUCGUGGUUUUCACGAAUUUUGUUUGGUUAUUAACAUUCACAAGCGAGCAGAUGAAAAAUGUAGACAUCAUAAUUUAAAACUAAAUCACAUUUGUUUUGUAUCAAAAUGCGCAAAAAAGGUAUAAAUAAACACAACAAUAGGCCUCACAA